AUGUCUCAUCACAGAAAGCGUGUUUAUCCACAGGCGCAAUACCAAAUCCAACAACAACAGAUAGCCACAGCUGCUGCAGUUCCACCUAGUAUUGGUGGUGCCCCAGGAGAAACCCCAAUUCUACACCAAGAUGGUAAUACUAUGUAUUCACAACAAGCUGCGUUCCAGCCUCAACAGAAUGCAAUGGUUGGCUCUACCCCGAUGUUUACUCCUGCACAACAGCAAUUAAAUCAGCAAGUCGAUCAAGCAACUUUUGCUAUGGGAAACAUGCAAUUGAAUAACAACAAUAUUAAUAACGCUGCUAUCCCUCCAUAUUCUCAAACUCAAAUGCAAGGUCAACCUCAAGGAAUAUAUCCAGUUCAACAACAACAAGGUUUAUAUCCAGGUGGCCAAUUUUCUAAUUCAAAACCAAUGAACCAAUUAUAUCCAAUAGAUCUGUUAACUGAAUUGCCACCACCAAUCCAUGAUUUGAUUUUACCUCCUCCACCUCUAAUGACCCCUCCAGAAAAAAUGAUUGUUCCAUCCGAUUUAGCCAACGCUUCCCCAGACUUUGUUAGAUGUACAUUAAAUGCUAUGCCAAAGACUAACAGUCUUUUAAAAAAAUCUAAAUUGCCAUUAGCUAUAGUAGUUAGGCCUUACCAACAUUUACAAGACACCGUCGAUUCUCCACCAUUAACAGAAGAUGGUGUUGUGGUCAGAUGCCGUCGUUGUCGUGGUUAUAUGAAUCCAUUUGUUACCAUGAUCGAACAAGGUCGUAGAUGGAGAUGUAACUUCUGUCGUUUAGCUAAUGACAUUCCAAUGCAAUAUAAUCAUUCCUAUGAUGGUAACCAGUUGAAUCAAUAUGAACGUAAUGAAAUUAGAUAUGGGGUAAUGGAAUUUUUGGCUCCAAAAGAAUACAGUGUUAGACAACCACCACCAUCUACAUAUGCUUUUAUCUUGGAUGUCUCUCAAAAUGCUAUUAGAAAUGGGUUAUUGGCUACCACCACAAGGACUAUUUUGGAAUCUUUGGAGUUUUUACCAAACCAUGAUGGCAGAACUAGAAUCUCUAUAUUAUGUGUUGAUAAUGCUAUCCAUUACUUCAAGAUCCCAAGAGACGACGAAGAAGGCCAAACUGUACAAAUGAUGGAUGUUGCUGAUAUUGAUGAACCAUUCUUACCAAGACCAAACUCUAUGAUUGUUUCAUUAACUGUAUGUAGGAAAAAUAUUGAAAAUUUGUUAAAUAAGAUUCCAGAAAUCUUCCAGCACAACGUUAUGAGCAAAUUUGCUCUUGGCCCAUCUUUGAAAUCUGCAUUCAAUUUGAUCCAAGGUACUGGUGGUAAAAUCAUUGUUGUUUCAUCCACUUUACCAAACAUCGGUACUGGCAAGUUGAAUAAAAGAAAUGAUCAAGGUGUUGUGAACACUCCAAAGGAAACAUCCCAACUAUUAUCUUGUCAAGAUGGGUUCUAUAAAUCAUUCCCUAUUGAUUGUUCAAAAGCUCAAGUCACUGUGGAUGUGUUUUUGGCUAGCGAAGACUAUAUGGACGUUGCCACAAUCUCUAAUUUAGGUCGUUUCACUGGUGGUCAAACUCAUUUCUAUCCUGGUUUCUCUGCCACAAAUUUCUCAGAUGUUACUAAAUUCACAAAAGAGUUUUCUAAGCAUUUAUCAAUGGAUAUUUGUAUGGAAACUGUCAUGAGAGCUCGUGGUUCCAUGGGUAUUAGAACAAUUGGUUUCUAUGGACAUUUUUUUAACAGAUCAUCUGAUUUGUGUGCCUUCUCUACAAUGCCUAGAGACCAAUCUUAUGUUAUGGAGUUGAACAUUGAAGAAAACCUGGUCACCGACUACUGUUAUCUUCAAAUUGCUGUAUUAUUGUCCUUAAAUACGGCCCAAAGAAGAAUUAGAAUCAUCACUCUUGCUAUCCCAACUACCGAUUCGUUAGCAGAAGUUUAUGCCUCUGCAGACCAAUUGGCUAUUACAAAUGUUUUUGCUCAAAAGGCCAUUGCUAAAGCCUGGUCCUCUAGUCUGCAAGCUUCUCGUGAAUUAAUCAACAAGAGUGUUCAGGAUAUUCUUGGAACUUACAAGAAGGAAAUCGUGGUCUCUAACACUGCAGGCGGUGCUCCAUUAAGAUUAUGUGCUAACUUAAGAAUGUUCCCAUUAUUAAUGCAUUCAUUAACCAAACACACUGCUUUCAGGGCUGGAGUUUUACCUAGUGAUCAUAGAGCAUCUGCAUUAAAUUUCUUGGAAUCCGUCCCAUUGCCAUAUUUUAUUAAAAAUAUUUAUUCUUGUGUUUACUCAUUACAUGAUAUGAUUGAUGAAGCCGGUUUACCAGAUGAAAAUGGUUCCAUUGUAUUACCCGAACCAAUCAAUGCUACAUCCUCAUUAUUUGAAAGAUAUGGGUUAUAUUUAAUUGACAAUGGUACCGAGUUAUUCUUAUGGAUAGGUGGUGACGCAGUCAAUGAAUUGGUGCAAGAUGUCUUUGGUACAAACGAUAUUUUCCAAAUUCCAACUGGUAAGAACGAAAUUCCUGUAGUUGAAGGAUCUGAAUUCAACGAAAGAGUCAGAAAUAUUAUUGCUAAAGUCAGAGAACACGAUGAUGUAAUCACUUAUCAAUCAUUGUAUAUUGUCAGAGGUGCAUCGGUAAGUGAACCAGUUAAUCAUGCUUCUGCCAGAGAAAUGACUUCACUAAGAUUAUGGGCUACUAGCACAUUAGUAGAAGAUAAGAUCAUGGGUUCUGAGAGUUAUCGUGAAUUUUUACAAACUGUCAAGUCAAAGAUUACGAAAUAA
This is a messenger RNA of Arxiozyma heterogenica, 2760 nucleotides long. RefSeq lists its product as uncharacterized. Gene Ontology annotation, molecular function: SNARE binding; zinc ion binding. Lineage: Eukaryota; Fungi; Ascomycota; Saccharomycetes; Saccharomycetales; Saccharomycetaceae. Bases 1 to 2760 code for a protein of 919 amino acids. The record is from RefSeq and is a predicted model, not a curated record. The transcript has a single exon. Gene Ontology annotation, cellular component: COPII vesicle coat; endoplasmic reticulum exit site. Gene Ontology annotation, biological process: intracellular protein transport; COPII-coated vesicle cargo loading; endoplasmic reticulum to Golgi vesicle-mediated transport.